GUAUAAUCUAACCUAGGAAUGGACUUCGGGCAGUGGGUGCAGUCGGUGCAACGUUGCCGGAUCUAAUUUGACCUCUGGCCAUAGACAUUGGAAUUAUAAAGUAUUUAUAAAUAAUUAUACUAUACAAUGCUUAGUAUUUAAGUCACGAGCAGCGUAUGUUGGAACAAUAAUUUAAUCUGUAACAAUACACCAUAACCGUUUUUCAAAUGGCUCUUUUAACCCUUUGUUUUUAGUGGUUUCACUGUGAAACCAGCUACAUAUAAAUUUCUUGCUACCUUCCUAGCGCCAUAUGAUUGAAACCACUUACAGUAUAUGACGUAUAAGGCUCCCCCACCUUGAAAUUUAUUGCGCUCCGCCAUUUGCAUUCGCGUUCCUCAUGUUUGUAUUAGUCGGUCAUAGAACGUGUUUUGAACUGGGUUAGUGGUGUAGGCAAUUUUGGUGGUUUUUAGAUCAUUUCGCUAUGGCAGGAAAAGAAGUGUAUACAUUCAGAGAGCUGGAGAAUAUGUCGUCGAAUGAUUUAUACGCAUUAUUAGAGAGCAUUCCUUCGGAUGGCGAGUCAGAUGAACCGAGUAGUGAUGAAGAUGAUUUGCUUGACAUUCCGACUAUGCCAAUAAUAUUUGAAGACGACCAACCUGCAAGAGUCGACAAUUCUGAGAAUAUAUUCUUGGUGAUGAAGCCUUCUCAGACGAGGAAGACAAUAUUCCUCUUUCUAUUUUGAGGGAUAGAGAACUAGCGAAAAGGACAACAAGGACCAAAUUAACGGCAUUUUGCGUUACUAAUAUCAAGCAGUUCACUGAGGAAACUGGACCUAAAAUUUCAGACGAUCUGGAGAAGCCAGUAGAUUUUUUUAAUACUUGUUUUCCUAAACUCUAAUUGAUAAAAUUGUUUUUGAAACAAACCUCUACGCUCUUCAGACACGUGGAGGAGACUCUUCAUUUACCCCAACUUCUGCGAAAGAGAUUGAAAUUUUCAUUGCAAUCAAUAUAUUGAUGGGAAUCAAAAGGUUGCCCAGUUAUGUCAUCUAGAGAGGAAUUACGAGAUCACUAUAUAAGUUCAGCAAUGUCUAGAGAUCGGUUUGCUUGGCAUCUCGGAAAUGUGCAUUUAGCAGAUAACUCAGUGAUGCCUGGUCGCGACUCGCCAAAUUAUGUCAAGUUGUAUAAAGUUCGCCCUUUAUUGGAGACUAUCUGAAACCUUUCGUUCUUCAUAUGGCCCUUUAAAACAUCAAUCCAUCGACGAAUCUAUGAUUCGAUUCAAGGGUCGCAGUUUUCUAAAGCAGUUAAUGCCCCUCAAGCCCAUCAAGCGAGGUUAUAAAGUCUGAGUUCGAUCCGAUGAGAAUGGAUAUGUCUGCCAAUUUCAAAUAUAUAUUGGAAAAACUAAUAAAAAUAUAAAUAAAAAUAAAAAUAGUGCAUUUUCUCGGAAAUCAUCAAACCCCUUCAGAAGAAGCAACUGUUUCCCGCAAGCAAAAGGACGGAAAUUCACAAGUCGUAGCCUGCCCAACGAUGGUCAAGGAAUAUAACCAGCAUAUGGGCUACGUUGACAAAACCGAUAUGCUCAAAUCUGUGUGUAUGAGAUAGACCGCAAAUCUAGGAAACGGUGGCAUUGAAUUUUGUGGCAUUUCAUAGAUAUAAGUGUUGUGAAUUAUUUCAUUCUCUUCAAACAAAAAGCGAAUUGCCGGCUCCAAACCUGAAAUUUUUCAAGUUAUCUGUAGCUUCAGGGUUAAUCGGCGCCAGAGGUGAUAAAACUUCACGGAGUAAGGUUACAGCAAAACAUUUCAAGAAAAUUGUGCCUUAUGAAAAACGCUUUGACCAAUGUUUGCAUAUGCCACAACACGGGACAUCCAGACGAUGUGCCUUUUGUAGCCCUAGUAAGAAUCCUCACAGAAUCAGGUGGGAAUGUGUGACUUGUAAGGUUGGAUUGUGCGUUACGGAAAAAAACUGUUUUUCGUUGUAUCAUAAAAAGUAACCUAAGUUUUAUAAUGUUAUUUAGUUAUCAGGUUUUUAUUGGCUUGCACUAGUUUCCUAGUGGUAUCAUGCCGAAACCCUCAGUCUAAUAAAAAAAUAUAUAUAAAAAAAUAAAUGUUUUUCAGUUUUUUUGUCUUUUAGGAACCCAAUAGAGUGAGAUUAUUUAAUUUUUACCUCGAUUUUUUGAUGUAAAAGUUUUCAGGAAACAACGGGUUAAACACCUACCAACAGGUAGGAAAGAGUGUGAGUAUACUGAUCAAGAGAAAAGCCACAAAGGCCAUGGGAAAGUUAAAUGCUUCUGGACUUCAAUAUGUGAAUUGUGAAUUUAUUUAACACAGUUUGGACACACAUUAUCCAAUUAGAAAAUCGAGAAGUAAAGUCAAAUCUCUGCAUAUAUGACAUGUCCAGACUAUAAAUGAUAUGAUUAUAAAGAGAUUACAUCAUAUAAGUUUGGUCCUUUGGCGAAUCCAUAGAAUUCAACGAAUUUUUGCUUUUUUUAUUCUCAAACUGUUUUAAUAAAGCCUCAGAACUAAUUGAUCGGCUGGUGAACAAUUUGCAGGAAUGGCAAGUUGUAUGCAGACUCUUCUUUUGAGUAAUUGAAAACCUUCUUUGGGAAAGCUCUACAACUCGUUAACAUAAUAUCAUUUAUAUCUGAAACUUAUUCUAUAGUUUUCAUGCUAAUAACAUAUUUUUACUUCCUACGCCACUAGGCGAGGAAGUAUUGUAAUCACAGAAUAAAUCGAAAAUGAGAUAUGAUUUUUAUAUGUUAUAUGACACCUACUCACGAAAAAGUAUUUGACUAAUAUCCGUCGGUCUGCCUGUCUGUCUGAUAAUCCUUACCCCGUCUAUAACUUAGGAAGUUCCGCGUGGAUGAUAUUGUCGGUCUAGCUACGGACAAAAACAUGAAUGAAGCGAAAAAUGCUCAAACAUCGUUUUUUGACGUUUUAGAGGCUCCUAAUCAUUUUCAGGAAAAAAUAUUUGUUGAAAUUCGGGGCUUGGGCAGGGUAAAUGAUGUUAGUAUACUUAUACGCUCCCUAC
Messenger RNA from Acanthoscelides obtectus, 2999 nucleotides. The record is from the annotation of a GenBank genome assembly. Lineage: Eukaryota; Metazoa; Arthropoda; Insecta; Coleoptera; Chrysomelidae.